AGGUAGCAAUUGGAUUGCCUCCUCAGGAGAGAGCGGGCGCACUGGGGCUGGAGGGCGAGUAAAACGCCGAGCGUACAGGAAGCAUUGAAUCUUCCUUUGGUCUGGAGCUGUUGCCAAGUUUCCUGAAGGCUGUAAGCGGGGUUGGCCGCUGUUCUUUGCCGGAACCAUCAGUCGCUGCUGACACCCCUACCCCCUCCUUUCCAGUCCUUCCCCCUAUUCCCACACUCCAAUGACUUCUCUGUGCACGGACGAGGAAGAGUUUGACUUCAGCUUUCUCUUUGAGUUUAACCAACGCGACGCUGCCUGCAAUGCUGCCGGAGAAGCCUACAAUUUUGCGUCUCCACACAUAAAAGUCACUCCAUCAACAGGUGUGGUGAAUCCUUCCAUACCUAUAUCAUGCCAUGGCUUACAGACGUCUAGUCCAAGCCAUUCUGCACUCUUGUCAACACAUGGAAUGAUGGGAUAUGGGGGCAACAUUGACGGUGGUGCUUCAGGUUACUACUUAACUCCAAGUGUAAGACCAAAUGGUGCCGGAGCCCUUGAGAGUCCAAGGAUAGAAAUUACACCUUAUCCUGGAAUGCAAGUUGCCCAUAAUCAGUUUGCUGGCGAAACUGAAAUUGAUGGAAUUGAAAAUGGUUCCGGUUGUAAGCGCUCCAAUUCAUUAGUUACCCUGUCUCUCCCCAAUCCAGAUGCCUACAGAGAUCCCUCAUGCUUAAGUCCAGCAAGUAGUCUUUCAUCUCGAAGUUGUCAUUCAGAAGCAUCUGAAUCCAGUUAUUCUAUUACUUAUGAGGGCUCGCCUCUGGCCUCCCCUUGGCAAUCGCCGUGUGUCUCGCCCAAAGGCUCCACCCAUGAGGAAGGAUUCCCUCGAGGGCAGGCGGCAUGCACCUUAUGGAAUUCACCCAGGCAUUCCCCAGGCACUUCGCCAAGAACUAGCAUCACUGAGGAGAACUGGUUGAGCCCACGGCCCACCUCAAGACCAUCGUCAAGGCCACAGUCCCCAUGUGGCAAAAGAAGGCACUCAUUCAACGGUGGGUACUAUCGACAACCUUCUUGCUCACCACAUCACUCUCGCACACCAUCACCACAGGCCUCUCCUCGAGUAAGCGUUACUGAGGAAACAUGGUUGGGGAGUGGGAACCAGUACAAUUCUGCUAUACUUGCUGCCAUCACUGCCCUCACCACUGACACUUGCAUGGAUAUCAAUGACAGUAUACCAGUCAAGUCUCCAAGAAGAACUAUACAAGACCAAACCCCUUCCAUGUCUCUCAAACCAGAGCCAGGGAAUGACGAUCAAAGAGACUAUUCACCUUCCAUAGAUUCAUUGCAAGAAGAAUUUCCAGGGUCUCGUCUUCCUGUCAAAAAAGAAGCUUUCUGUGACCAGUAUUUAUCAGUUCCUCAACAUCCCUAUCCAUGGACAAAGCCAAAAUCUGUCUCAUCAUCAUCAUCAUCUUUUGCCAGCUCGACUUUGCCUGCCCUUGACUGGCAGUUGCCAUCCCAUUCAGGACCCUAUGAGCUGGAGAUCGAAGUACAGCCCAAGUCCCAUCACAGAGCACACUACGAGACAGAGGGCAGUCGUGGAGCUGUAAAGGCAUCUGGCAGUGGACACCCAGUCGUGCAGCUUCAUGGCUACAUGGAAAGUGAACCCCUCACUUUGCAGCUGUUCAUUGGGACAGCAGACGACCGCCUGUUGAGACCACAUGCCUUCUACCAAGUCCAUCGGAUCACUGGCAAGACGGUUUCUACAACCAGCCAUGAAAGCAUCAUCAGCAACACCAAGGUGCUGGAGAUCCCUCUACUGCCAGAAAAUAACAUGAGAGCAAACAUUGAUUGUGCUGGGAUAUUGAAGCUUCGAAAUUCUGACAUUGAACUGAGGAAAGGUGAGACUGACAUUGGAAGGAAGAAUACAAGAGUACGGCUGGUCUUUCGUGUGCACAUUCCACAACCCAAUGGUAGAACGAUCUCUCUGCAGGUUUCAUCCAAUCCCAUUGAGUGCUCUCAAAGGUCUGCCCAGGAGUUGCCACUGAUUGAAAAGCAAAGCAUUGACAGGUUUCCUGUGACUGGUGGAAAGAUGAUGAUUUUAAAUGGCCACAACUUUCUUGCAGAGUCAAAGGUCAUUUUUGUGGAAAAAGCAGCAGAUGGACAUCAUUUAUGGGAGACUGAAGCAAAGACGGACAAGGAGUUCUUUAAACCUAGUACACUUAUUGUUGAAAUUCCACCCUAUCGGAACCAGCACAUUACCAGCCCUGUCCAAGUGUAUUUCUAUGUCUGCAAUGGGAAACGGAAGAGGAGCCAAAGCCAGCGCUUUUCCUAUCUACCAGCUAAUGUUCCCGUUAUAAAAACAGAACCUGCCGAUGACUAUGAACCGCCCUUAAUCUAUGGAUCGCUCAAUCAAGGGAUGAGUCCCUUGUCCCAACCCUACUACCCUCAACCAGUCAUGGCUCCCGAGAUAACACAGGAUCCUAGUUCCUGCCUUGUAAGUAGUUUUUCCUCUUGUCAACAGAGGAACGCUGGGUUGUCAUCCUCCCCUACAUCAGUUCAUAAACAGCAUGACAUUACAUCUGCCCCCUAUGCAAAAUGCACCAGCGGUACAGCCAGUACUCAGCUUGGUCACCAGCAAUCUCGAACAGUGCCCGCUCUUCCAGAAGUGCACAGGUCGGUUGUUGUCCAUCCAACUUCGCCCACCCACUCUGCACAUGUCCUGAUGCAGCCCCCGAUGAGCCAGCACCUCAGCAGCAGCUGUUCCCAUGGCUUCCAGCAUGCCCUGUAUCCCAACAAUCUUUCUCCUCAAGGCCCUUCUGCUUCACCAGAGGCGACUUACGUGCAGCCCUUCAGUCCAACUAAUUCUGCAGCAAGAGGACAACAACAGCAAGCUCAAAAGUCUCCAAGGAAUGGAGCUCAAUCUAGUCCAUCAAUGAUGCCACCAAUCCCAGGGGAGAACAGCCAGGAGUUGACUCCUUUGCAAGUUACAGUGAAGCAAGAGCCUCAAGAACUGGACCAGUUGUACCUGGAUGAUGUAAAUGAAAUCAUACGCAACGAUCUCUCAAGUGCCUCUGUUCAUGGACAUUCAUAGUUAAAAGCAGCGUCAAGACAAUGGAGAGAAAGAAGAUGGUCCAUUUUGGGCAUCAGGAUAUCGACCAUGUGAAGAUCACGGGCCACGCUGCCUCAAAGAUAAUUCACUAGAUGUAGAAAUCAAGCUUUUAUUUCUCUUUUCUAGAAAUAAUUCACUUCAGGUAACAGGAUGCAAACUGUUUACUCGUUUGUAAUGACGCAAGGAUGUCAGCUGAUGACUAGCCAACGUUCCCAGUGAACUAUCAUUUGGAUGAAUUCUCAGUUCCACCACAAACUGUCUUCCUGAUUGUUCCCAAGUAAAAAUGUUUAAAGAAUUCCAAAGAAUCGAUAUUGUUGCAAAGGAAUAAUGCAGUCAAAAUGAUCAAUUUGGGUGUUUGGAAGUCCGCAAAUUAAAGUGCCUUACGUUUACUUUUGUUAUGGGGUGGGGGGAGUGUUCUUUGUAUUGUGCUUCAAUUAAAAGAAUCACAGUUAUAGAAAUUAAUAUUAAAAUGUGCUCUUUGUAGUAAUAUUUUAUUAGCAAAAAAUAGGAAUUAAUGUGAAUUAGUAGGCAAUUUACAAUGUUUUCACUAAGAAGAUUAUGCAUAACUCUUCUGUGAAAGGAGGUAUCCAACAAUGUGUGUAAUUGUACUGUACAUUGCAUUUCAAUUCAAAGCAACUCUGUGAUCUCUACAAACCCAUUAAUUACUCCACAGUAAGACACUUGGUUUCGUCUGCUUGAUUCAUUGCUUGAGUCAGGAUGUAAUGUCAUACUUCAAAAUGAAUGAGAUCUUACAGAAAUUCCAAAAAAAACCUCUGGAGAUAGCCUUAUAAAACUACUACCAAUACCCCCAGAGACUUGGCUAUGCAGAUCAUAGUAAGAUGUCAUUGUACAAUUCAUAGGAUUAAAGGAUUAAUUUUCCAAAAUGUAUUAACAAAGUGACUAGACAUUUAGGAUGUUUUAUGCUGAAUUGUUUGCUUGCUGCUCUUCUAUGUACAUUCACAGAUAUGUUGAAACCUGUUAUUUUUCACUGGUGUAUUUUUGAGUUUGAUGUAUUAUAACAUUCAAUGGAUGGGUUGUUCUUUAGUGCAAGUUAGGAAAUAUAUCAUGAGGAAGAAAUUUCAGACUUUACGCACAAAUAUUGAAAAGCAAAAAAAUUCAAAGUUUCAAUACAUUAACAAAGAUUGUCCUUUUUGUCACAACUAUUGCUAGAUAAACUCAUUGCACAUCAGGAAUUCAGUCCAUGCUCCAUCUAGUUACCAUUGCAUAAUACCGUGAGAUUUCAGGCACCAUUAGGUUAGUAGGUAUUUUCUCUCUUAACUGAGAAAACUGGGAUAUCAGACUAGAAGUGCAUUUCCUUAACAUUUCCAGUUGUGUAAGCACUUUAGAAAGUACAGUACAGAACAGUACAGUUAUCUGCCUCAACAGGUAAGUUUAAUUUUAUUUUUUAAAAAAAUCUUGAGUCAAACCUAGACUUCUCAGCUCACUAUGCUGAAGAAAAAUGUUUAAACUUUAUCUUAAAUGAAACUUCUACUGAACUAUUACAUUAAUGCUAUGUUAAAUCUUUAAACAGUGUGCUCUUAAUCAUAGUGAUCGCAGCUUAUAGCAAAUGUAGAAUAUUAGAAUGUAGCUUAACUGAAAUGAAAUAAUUUCUCUUUUAGGUUAUGUUUCAUAAAAGAUUGAGCUGAGUUCAUAUGGCAAAUGUUAACUGCUUCCAUUUUGAGUGCCUUAACCAUUAGUGCCCUCUCUAGGUUUUGCCCAGGAAUUAUUUAGUUGUGGUACCAGGUUAAUGUACCAAGUCAUUUUAUUGGUUAUGUACACACGAUUCACAGAAGGCAGGUGUGCGGUGAGCAACUACAUUCAUUACUUCAUCAAUAAAAUGAAAAACCAAAUGGCAACAGAUUAUUUGUGCUCCUGUUAUUGCCUUAUUACAAUUCUUACCACAAAGCCGACCCAGUAGAUUACUGUGAGGAGUUCAGGACAUAUUGUGGCAAUACUUUUCCUACUUAAGUGUCCUAACUGGGACAAAUUCUGAGACUUCUGCCUUCCAGGAGAGGAUGUUUGCUGGGGUCUGAAUCAAUGUGCAAUACAGCUUACAUGUUCAAUUAAUGUAGACUACCGUCAUGUUGUUUGACGUCACUUUUUCUCCUCUGCCUCUGAUCUUCCUAUUGCACCCAUCCAUGCAAACACAAAUUUAGGUCUGUUUAAGAUGAGGUUUGUCUGUUUAACAUUCAAAUAGUGGCUUCUGACAGAUAAAAGGCAAGAGAAGAGCAACUUCUGGGAGUGACAUUAAAGGUAAAGAGAAAAUCAUGCUCAGUCAUGUGAGAAGGAAACCUCAUGCAUUUUCUCCAUUUUCUUUAUGUUGUUAAUGCAGCGUUACUGGUUUGUUUUAUACCAUUACUAUUACCCUAGGACUGUCAUGUAGAAAUAUAAUUAGGAGGAAUGCUGAAAUAGUUGUUUAUACAACUUGUGUAGCAGGAUAACUUUCUUCAACUAUGCCUGAGCAGUAAAUCCUGCAAGCAUAAUACAGCAAUGCAAAAACAAUACAAUACUGCUUUUAUCUUGCUGAUGUAAGGCUUUGAAAAGGCAGCUUACUGUUGCAAUAUAACUGCAUCGCAUCGGAAGUGAAUAUUUGCAGUUUACUGCAAGACUCUCCAUUGGCCCAGAUAACAGAUUUUUGAUAAGUUGCAGCCAUUUCCAAUCUCCUAAAGCACCACCUGCAUCUUUCCUUUAUAUAAGUAAACCUUGCUUUUUUUUCAGUUUGUAUUUGCGCUAGAUUUUAUAGGGGAAGGAACAUUUUGUCUUUCAAUAAGAAUUCCCAGAAGGAAACCAGAGGAGAGGCUGGACUUGGAACCCAAAUUAGAAUGUAUAAUAACUGGUUGAAAUCUCUAGAGCAAAACACACGCCACUUUUUCAUUUCAUUUCAGGAAUGGCUCUUAAGUUAAAUAGACAAAGUUCCUGUAUUGUGCGUUGUGGCUCUAAUUCUCCAAAGCUUGUUUUUUUUCCUGUAUAUUUGUAUCAGUGUUUUUUUUGCAUUCUUGCUGUUAGUGUAACCUGUUUAAUGGAAAUUAUGCAAAUAUUUUCUACAUGUAAUAUAUAAUAAAAAGCACAAUUUGAAGUAAUCCAUUGAAUUUUGUGUUUCUACUCAAGAAAAUGUUGGCAUAGGU
Molecule: messenger RNA, 6213 nt
Organism: Mobula hypostoma (lesser devil ray)
Lineage: Eukaryota; Metazoa; Chordata; Chondrichthyes; Myliobatiformes; Myliobatidae
Gene: nfatc1
Product: nuclear factor of activated T cells 1
Exons: 10
Coding region: 230-3070 (946 amino acids)
Biological process (GO): cytokine production; calcineurin-NFAT signaling cascade; regulation of transcription by RNA polymerase II
Cellular component (GO): transcription regulator complex
Molecular function (GO): DNA-binding transcription factor activity, RNA polymerase II-specific; transcription factor binding; RNA polymerase II cis-regulatory region sequence-specific DNA binding
Source: RefSeq, a predicted model, not a curated record